Molecule: messenger RNA, 1571 nt
Organism: Cajanus cajan (pigeon pea)
Lineage: Eukaryota; Viridiplantae; Streptophyta; Magnoliopsida; Fabales; Fabaceae
Gene: MPB2C
Product: movement protein binding protein 2C
Biological process (GO): plasmodesmata-mediated intercellular transport
Molecular function (GO): microtubule binding
Source: RefSeq, a predicted model, not a curated record
UGUUUUGUUUUGUCUGUGCAAAGGAGAGUGAGGCAUUUUCAAAGUUUAGUCACCUCAGAGUCUUUCUCUCUCUAACUUUCUCUCUCCUCUCCGACGAGAAAGUAGAAAAAUGCAGCAUUUCGUGGAUUUGCAAGAGAAUUCGGAGUUGGGUGAGGCGAAUUCAUGGCUUUCAGCGAAAGAGCAAUCCGGUGCGGCACCGAAUACCAAUUUGGAUCGCGUCCUCUUCAACGACCUCGUCGAGAUUGUCCCUCUAGUUCAGUCCCUCAUCGAUCGUAAAGCAAGCCGUUCAUUCACGCGGCGUGGUUCCAUGAUCUACACCAAGACGCCUACAAGAGAAACAUUGUCCAAAAGAGCAGCAGAUUCAAAAAGUAGGAAUGUUGCCCAAUCUAUUCCUGCCAAAAAGAAAAGGGACCAUGGAGAAAAAGAACAAGGAAAAAAUGGCAGCAAUGAUGCUGAUAGCUAUUCCGUGUUAUCUUCAAGAUCUUUGGCUUCAGAAAGGGACAGCGAGGAAAUGGGUAUGUUGAAGGAGCAAGUAGAGGAACUUCAGAGGAAAUUGUUGGAGAAAGAUGAACUUUUAAAGUCAGCAGAAAACUCAAGAGACCAGAUGAAUGCUUUUAAUGCAAAACUUGAUGAACUGAAACACCAGACUUCCGAAAAGGACACUUUACUGAAGUAUACUCAACAGCAGCUCUCUGAUGCUAAGAUUAAGCUUGCAGACAAGCAAGCUGCUCUUGAAAAGAUACAAUGGGAAGCAAUGACAUCCAACAAGAAAGUAGAUAAACUCCAAGAUGAGCUAGAUUCUAUGCAAGCAGAUAUUUCAUCAUUUACGUUAUUACUGGAAGGACUGACAAAAACUGACACUGCUAAAUACACCGAUGAUUAUGACAUCAAGCCUUAUGAUUUCACUCAACUGCCUAGUAUUGAUGAUUUGGAUGAGAUAGAAUUGCAGAAAAUGGAAGAAGCAAGAAAAGCUUAUAUGGCUGCUGUUAAUAUCACGAAAGAAAAACGAGACGAGGAAUCUAUUGCUGCUGCUGCCAAUGCUAGGUUACAUCUUCAGUCACUUGUUUUCAAAUCCAAAAAUUUUAACCUGUGAUGUCGCUAGUUUUAUUUAAUGUGCCUACACGUUAGGUCCCUUUAAUCAAAAUGGUAAAGCACUUAUCUUGUGUGUGAGAGAGAUUGAUUUGUUUACAACACUGUUAAUGAACAAAUAUAAAGUUAUGCCAUUGUAAGUGAUGAAGUACUAAACCAACAUGUUCAAUGAAGUGAAAAUGUGUUAUCGCCGGUCUAACUGCCUUCAGAAUUUUACCAGACCUGUGCAUCGUUUUUUUCAAAAGUAGAAGAGUUAAUCAUGACCUGAUGAGUUUUAGUUUCUCUUUGAAGUGGCAUUCAGUAAGUUUUCUUCUAGCAGCUGAUUCUGAUUGGCAGUGGUUAUAUACUAAAAUUGAUUUGUGGACCGCUUAUUUUUUUUACACCAGCAAACGGUUGCUGUUUUAGCUGACAAUUCCAAAGUGUUUAUGUGUAUGUAUGUAUAUUCUACUUGUACCCAAGUCGUCUUCUGAUUUCCUACUUCA